UUAUUUAGCUGUACGUCUUUGUGACAGCGUAUUCAAUAUCAUUCAAGCCAGUAUAGAUGUAACACGCAUGACAAGUAUGAAUUGUUAUCAUUAUUAAGUGCAUUAUUACAAGCAGAAUUGUUAAUUACAUCUAUCGGGAUUCAGUGAAAAUAACUUGCGAUAAUCAAUUGACAACUGCAGAAUAAUGGCAUUAUUCGAAAUACUCUGCGGCGUUGUCGCAGUAGUACUAGCUUUCUAUUAUUAUCUUACAUCGAACUUUGAUUUCUGGAAAUCACGUGGUAUUCGCGGUCCACAACCGAUACCAAUAUUCGGUAACGUCAAAGAUGUCAUGCUUGCGAAAAAGUUUAUAGGUGAUUAUACGUUGGAACUAUACAAUAAUUACAAAGAUGAAUCCAUGAUUGGGAUAUUUACUAGGGGGAAGCCCAUCCUUGUUUUAAAAGAUCUAGAUUUAAUUAAGGAUGUCCUUAUAAAAGAUUUUUCUAAUUUCACUGAAAGGGACUUCGCAAACAUUCACGAAAAGGCCGAACCGCUGUCGCAACAUCUUGUUGCUUUGGAGACUAAAAGGUGGCGACUUUUAAGGGCGAAGCUGUCGCCUGUUUUCACGUCCGGUAAAUUAAAAGAAAUGGUCUCUUUAAUAUCAGAGUGCGCCGAUAAGUUGGACGGAUAUAUAGAGAAACUAGCGAGCAAAAGCGACUCUAUUGAAUGCCGCGAGCUGACAGCCAAGUAUACGACUGAUGUUAUCGGUACCUGCGCUUUCGGUAUCGAAAUGAACGCUCUGUCGGACGAAGAUAGCGAAUUUCGCAAGAUGGGAAGAGAGAUAUUCACUCCGAGAUGGUAUAAAUCGGUAAAGAACAUAUUGAGAGAAGCCACGCCGUGGCUUUACAAUACUCUUGGUUACAUUUUACCGCAAACAAAAGCCACCAAAUUCUUUAUACGCCUCACAAUGGACAAUAUAAACUAUAGAGAAAAGAAUAAUAUUUUCAGGCACGACUUCAUUGAUACGCUACGCGAAUUAAAGAAACACCCAGAAACAGUGGGAAAUAUUGAAUUGACUGAUGGUUUGUUAGCUUCUCAAGCAUUCGUAUUCUUUCUUGCCGGCUUUGAAACUUCAUCGACGACUAUGAGCAACGCACUCUACGAGUUGGCAUUGAAUUUUCAAAUACAAGACAAACUACGUGAGGAAAUUAAUCAGCAAUAUGCAAAACAUGGUAACAAUUUGAUAUAUGAAAACAUAAAAGAUAUGACUUACUUGGACAAAAUUUUUAAAGAGACCUUACGAAAGUAUCCGCCGGCAACACUUCUCAGGAGAAAAUCGACAUCGAAUUAUACUUUUAAAGAUACUAAAUUGAGUAUUUCAAAAGACCAAGUGCUAUUCAUUCCGAUUUAUGCAAUUCAACGAGAUCCGAGUAUUUAUCCAGAACCAGAGGUUUUCGAUCCUGAGAGAUUUAGCGAGGAAGUUGUGAAAACUAGACACCCAAUGUCUUAUUUCCCUUUCGGCGACGGUCCGAGGAAUUGCAUUGGGGCACGCUUCGCGAUAUACCAAACUAAAAUUGGACUUAUCAAAAUAUUACGAAAGUACAAAGUUGAGACUUGCGAAAAAACACCAAUACCUUAUAUAAACAAUCCUAAAGCGUUUCUAUUAGCACCAACAGGUGGAAUGCACUUGAGAUUAACUAAAAUCGAUCAAGAUUAGUUUAAGAUCUUCAAUAAUAUACUCGAGAAUUACAUGAUAUCUAAAAUCUUCUCAACAACUUCAAAUCGUUAAAAUACUAUUUUUAUUUAUUAAGUGUAAAUAAGAUUAGGAUAAUCAUGUAUCACAUGAUAAUAAAUAAUAAUGUAUUGUAUAAAAAAGUGA
This is a messenger RNA of Linepithema humile (Argentine ant), 1855 nucleotides long. Its product is annotated as probable cytochrome P450 6a14. Gene Ontology annotation, molecular function: monooxygenase activity; iron ion binding; oxidoreductase activity, acting on paired donors, with incorporation or reduction of molecular oxygen. The record is from RefSeq and is a predicted model, not a curated record. Lineage: Eukaryota; Metazoa; Arthropoda; Insecta; Hymenoptera; Formicidae.